CACAACGCAGCAUGCAAAUCGCCGAGUUACCAAUUGCAAACCCUAGUGGUGUCUGCCUAAAGGCUUUGAAAAGUAUAAGAUUGGUCAAAAGGAAAUUGGAUAAACGAGUAACCUAUUGAGCCACUUUGGCGGGUGUUACAAAAUUUAAAAAAAGUGGGGAUCAUUGGUAUGCAAUCCUGUAUUAGAUUCGUAAAGAAAAUCAUCGCCACGCUUCCGUUACUCUUUUGUUUACCGUGAGAUCUAAAAGUUGAGUUAAAGAUCUGAGAUCUGAGAGUUCUAAUUGAGAGUCUGAAUUUUGCAUUUAAACUAUACACGCCACCUCGGACUUUAUUUUAUCUUGUAUUUAUUAUCAUACUUUUAUGACGGAGUGACACGUGUUUAGUUCUAAAUGGGGCACUGUUUUAUUGGUUUCUCAUAACCUUAAAAUUUUUUCCAUGCGACGCUUUGUUAGAUAAGCAUCCUUAAUCCGGAACCGAAACUUCAUUGUUUGUAAACGAGAAGAGUAUGUGAACACGAUCCGCAAACGUCAUCAGUAUUUACGACAUGGUUCAAGGCAAGUAAUCAGUGUUUGUGCUCUCAGCGAGGUCGAAGGGAACUGGGCAGCAGAUAACAGUAGUGAUUUCCAUUGAGAGCAUUACAAUGCCACUGAACUAUGCAGAUGUGCCAUUACAGUACGCGAAACACAAAGACCUACACAAGGAAGAUGUGGAAUACCUCAAAUCCUGGAUGGGAAAACAACCACACUUACCCCAAAUUAGCGAUCUUGAAGUGAUCCUUCUUCUUUCCAGCUGCGAUUGUAAGGUGGAGAUGGCCAAGACGACCAUAGAGAACCAUUUCACGUUGCGCGGAAUGAUUCCGGAGAUUUUUGGUCCUCGCGACCCGGAGACAUGGAGACUAGCUUUGGAUGUGGCAACGGUAUUACCGUUACCAAAACUGACGCCUGAAGGUUACCAAAUUUUCUACUGCAAGAUUAACAAUCCGGACCCAAGCAAGUACGUAUUCACCGAUGCGAUCAAGUACCUGGAAACCAUUUUCAAAAUGACGAUACUCCAAAAGGGAACUUUGGAUGGGAUGAUUGGAGUGGUCGAUAUGGAAGGAUAUUCACUAGCGCACCUUGCGAAAGUCAACUUGAUGGUAUUGAAAAGACUAAUCGUGUUUGUGCAGGAAGCACUCCCAAUGAAGCUCGCAGCUGCCCACUUCAUCAACGCCGGUACGCGUCUCGACAAAAUUUUCGCACUCAUGAAACCGAUCAUGAAGAAGGAGAUCAUUGAGAUGAUCCACAUCCACAGCGACUACCAGAAGACCUUGUACAAAUCCUUACCUCUUGAUUGCAUGCCAAAAGAUUAUGGAGGCUCGCUGGGGUCGGUUCAGGAGAUGAGAGCGGCAACGGUAGAGAUGGUGCUGAAUAACAUGGACUUUAUUGCAGAUGAAGAGAGAAAGGUUGCGGACGAGUCGAAGAGACCUCACCCGGUCACCAAAUUUAACGAAUUGUUCGGAAUUGAAGGUACUUUCAAGAAAUUAGAGAUAGACUGAUUUUGUAACAUUCAACUAGUCAGUACACAACACUAAUAUUU
Messenger RNA from Photinus pyralis (common eastern firefly), 1574 nucleotides. RefSeq names its product alpha-tocopherol transfer protein-like. Gene Ontology annotation, molecular function: phosphatidylinositol bisphosphate binding. Gene Ontology annotation, cellular component: membrane. NCBI's taxonomy places the organism in Eukaryota, Metazoa, Arthropoda, Insecta, Coleoptera, Lampyridae. Bases 640 to 1533 code for a protein of 297 amino acids. The record is from RefSeq and is a predicted model, not a curated record. The transcript is spliced from 6 exons.